Molecule: messenger RNA, 1611 nt
Organism: Trichoderma asperellum CBS 433.97
Lineage: Eukaryota; Fungi; Ascomycota; Sordariomycetes; Hypocreales; Hypocreaceae
Cellular component (GO): cytoplasm
Molecular function (GO): oxidoreductase activity
Source: RefSeq, a predicted model, not a curated record
AUGGGCGCCGUCAUUUCGUAUCUCCAGGGCGGCAUCACCACCGUCACAAGCGCUCUCCGCACGCUCUCGGCUCUCAACGCAAAGUACCAGUCUCUCCUCCAGCGAGUCCACGCUGGCCCCUUUUCCCCCGCCGAGAACCCGACGGUGUCCUACUGGAUGCAAAAUCCGCCAUUUCCAGAGAUUGGCGACAUUCAAGACGACUUGCCCGCGGAGGCUGAUGUGGUCAUCAUUGGGAGUGGCAUCACCGGCGCCGCGGCUGCAAAGACGGUGCUGGAGCUUUCUUCAUCAGUAUCGCCUGCAAAAGCGCCGCAAGUGGUCGUUCUGGAGGCAAGACAGCUGUGCAGCGGCGCGACGGCGAGAAACGGCGGACACAUCAAAUGCGUGCCGCACGAGGAGUUUGCGCAGCUGAGACGGACGCUGGGCGAGGAAAAGGCGAGGAAGAUUGUGAGGAUGAAGAUGCGGCAUUUGGAGGUGCUGCAGGAGGUUGGCGCGGAGAUGCCGUGGGGGGAGGUCAGGGAGGUUGAGACUGUGGACGUGUGUCUUGAGAGAGGCGUGUUUGAGAAGCUGAAGACGCGUGCGGACGAGUUGAAGGAGUGGAUGCCCGAGUGUGAGAUUGAGGCGUGGGAGGCGGAUGAGGCGAGAGAAAGGUUUGGAGUGAACCAGCAUGUUGUCGGCGCAGUCUCGUACAAGGCGGGUGCUCUGUGGCCGUACCGUCUCGUCACCAGCACCUGGAACGACCUGAUGAAGCGAUAUCCAAACCUCGCCGUCAGCACACACACGAUGGUCUCAUCCAUCUCGCCCAACAGCGAUGCCGCCACAGCAGACUCCACGCCAUACACGGUCCACACGCCACGCGGCACUCUCCGCGCAAAGCACGUCCUCCACGCCACAAACGGCUACACAGGCCAUCUGAAUCCGGCCCUGAGGGGCUGCUUGACGGGUGUGAUUGGCCACAUGACGGCGCAGAGUCCUGGAAAAUCCUUUGCGCCGGUGUGCCAUGGCGGGAGAUCAUGGUCUGUCAUUUACGGCAAUGGAUAUGACUAUGUGACGCAGCGGCCGGAUGGAGAGGACGGGUCUGCGGGAGAGCUGAUGCUGGGAGGAGGCCUGUUUCGGAGCAAGGACGAGGGGCUGGACCAGAUUGGCGUGUGGGACGAUGGCCGGACGGAUGCGUUUCCGCUGAUGCACCUGAGGGGGAGCAUGGCGACGAUAUUCGAGCCGAGAUGGGGUGUUGGCGGCGAGCUUAAGGGGGCGUGGACGGGCAUCAUGGGGUUCACGGGGGAUAUGCUGCCCUUUGUGGGGAGUCUUCCCGCCGAGAUGGAUGUGUUAGUUCCGUCGAGGAAGAGUAAAACGAAAAGGAUCCAGGGAGGCUUUGAAAAGGGGGCGUCUGGACAGUGGCUGGCUGCUGGCUUCAACGGAGAGGGCAUGGUGUGGGCGUGGCUGAGCGGCGUGGCGGUGGCCAUCAUGAUGCUGGGCUUGGAGGAGGAGGACUUGGAGAAGGCUGUGGGACGGCCGGGGGGGAGGCUGGAUGAGUGGUAUCCGAUGGAGGAGGUGAGAGUUGAUGCGGCGAGGCUGAGGAGGGCGGAUUUGACGAACAUGGCGGGUGAGGUUUGA